Messenger RNA from Branchiostoma floridae (Florida lancelet), 2842 nucleotides. RefSeq names its product proline-rich protein 2-like. The record is from RefSeq and is a predicted model, not a curated record. The transcript is spliced from 3 exons. The coding region runs from base 305 to 2092 and encodes 595 amino acids. Lineage: Eukaryota; Metazoa; Chordata; Leptocardii; Amphioxiformes; Branchiostomatidae.
AUUACUUUAUGUGUCUGUUUGUUGAUCAACAGGUUUUGGAUUUUCUACUCUAUAGUACUAGGCAUAAUGAAAGUAUUAUUUUCCAUAGGCAUAAUGAAUAAUUUCCCACUUUGUUAUGACACUGUUUUUUAAGUGCUGCCAGGUGUCUAUUUGUAAGUUAAUUUAGGUGAUUCAGACUAAAUGAUGAUAAAGAUGAUAUGCAUAUCUUAUUCUUAUUUUGUGGCCACUGCUUUUGUACCUCAUUGCCAGCCUUUUUGCAACGCCAGGAUGUCAACCAAGACUGCUUUUUUUUAUUACUCUAGACAUGACACGGUGUGGAGUGAACAAGGAAAACCUACCAGCCCUCAUCUUCCACACACCAUCCACCACAUCUGGACAUCUUGUCAUAACAACAAAAGCAGGAAAUGGAAACAUGCAGAUCCAGGGAAAGGAAGUCAAACACCAUGAUGUUAUAGCAGCCAUUGAAAAAUCACAAACCAGUGCACCUGCCCAGCGCAGCCCCCGGCGGGUGGUGGACCCCAUCAGCAGCUCCCAGCGCAGACCCCAGCAGCAGCCCACAGCGCAGCCCCAGGCGGGUGUUGGACCCCAGCAGCAGCCCACAGCGCAGCCCCAGGCGGGUGUUGGACCCCAGCAGCAGCUCCCAGCACAGUCCCCGGCAGUUGGUGGACCCCAUCAACAGCUCCCAGCACAGUCCCCGGCAGGUGCUGGACCCCAUCAACAGCUCCCAGCGCAGCCCCAGGCGGGUGUUGGACCCCAGCAGCAGCUCCCAUCACAGUCCCCGGCAGGUGUUGGACCCCAGCAGCAGCUCCCAGCACAGUCCCCGGCAGGUGCUGGACCCCAUCAACAGCUCCCAGCGCAGCCCCAGGCGGGUGUUGGACCCCAACAGCAGCUCCCAGCACAGUCCCCGGCAGGUGCUGGGCCCCAUCAACAGCUCCCAGCGCAGCCCCAGGCGGGUGUUGGACCCCAGCAGCAGCUCCCAGCGCAGCCCCAGGCAGGUGUUGGACCCCAGCAGGAGCUCCCAGCACAGUCCCAGGCAGGUGUUGGACCCCAGCAGCAGCUCCCAACGCAGCCCCAGGCGGGUGUUGGACCCCAGCAGCAGCUCCCAGCACAGUCCCCGGCAGGUGUUGGACCCCAGCAGGAGCUCCCAGCACAGUCCCAGGCGGGUGUUGGACCCCAGCAGCAGCUCCCAGCACAGUUCCUGGCAGGUGUUGGACCCCAUCAACAGCUCCCAGCACAGUCCCCGGCAGGUGUUGGACCCCAUCAACAGCUCCCAGCGCAGCCCCAGGCAGGUGUUGGACCCCAGCAACAGCUCCCAGCGCAGCCCCAGGCGGGUGUUGGACCCCAGCAGCAGCUCCCAGCGCAGCCCCAGGCAGGUGUUGGACCCCAGCAGGAGCUCCCAGCACAGUCCCAGGCAGGUGUUGGACCCCAGCAGCAGCUCCCAACGCAGCCCCAGGCGGGUGUUGGACCCCAGCAGCAGCUCCCAGCACAGUCCCCGGCAGGUGUUGGACCCCAGCAGGAGCUCCCAGCACAGUCCCAGGCGGGUGUUGGACCCCAGCAGCAGCUCCCAGCACAGUUCCUGGCAGGUGUUGGACCCCAUCAGCAGCUCCCAGCACAGUCCCCGGCAGGUGUUGGACCCCAGCAGCAGCUCCCAGCGCAGCCCCAGGCGGGUGUUGGACCCCAGCAGGAGCUCCCAGCACAGUCCCAGGCAGGUGUUGGACCCCAGCAGCAGCUCCCAGCGCAGCCCCAGGCGGGUGUUGGACCCCAGCAGCAGCUCCCAUCACAGUCCCCGGCAGGUGUUGGACCCCAGCAGGAGCUCCCAGCACAGUCCCAGGCGGGUGUUGGACCCCAGCAGCAGCUCCCAGCGCAGCCCCAGGCAGGUGGUGGACCCCAGCAGCAGCUCCAAGCGCAGGGUCAGGCGGGUGGACCCGCCCCCACAACAAGCAUACCCCUGCUGUACCAGGUGCUGACACAUGCACGGGCACGGAUGUUAGUGCCUGCACGUGUGCCUGCACAUGUGCCUCGGCAUUAUUUCCAUCCAUACAUGAUGAUGAGGCAGCCCAGGUUCCAUAGGGGUCCUAGGGGACCACAAUAGAUUUUUUUCUUUUGCCAUAGGUUUUUUUAAACUAACAGGUCAUUUUUGUACGAAGGGAUUAUUUUUUUACUGUUCGACAAGGGCAGAAAUGUUUUGGUUUUUUUUUGGUUUAUGUUGAGUUUAUGGCAGCCCAAAUUCAUUAUCAUAUAGCCUACGCAAGCACCAAAACUUGCUUACCUCGAAUUCUCAGUCGCACUUCCGUCGACAUUCUUCAGGAGUGAUGAUUCAGUUACUCUGAUCACGUGAUUCUAGCUAAGAAUCAUAAAUGUCUGGCGGGUGAUAUCGGCCCCGUCUCUGUUGAGUGUCGGCUGAUGUGCUCUAAUGAAGAUGGCCUCCUUUACCCCCCUCGCGAAGUAAUCCGGGCAGUCAUUUUGGAUUUGUUGCUAGAAUCACGUGUCUCUUAGUCACGUGAUAGGAGUAACAGAAUCCACACUCCUGAAGAAGGUCAGCGGAAGGGCGACUAAAAAUUCUAGGUAAGCAAAGUUUUGUGUUGUAAGACAGUGGAAAUCUUCAAUAUGUACUACAUCAACACAGAUGAGCUUUCAUGCUAAGAUUUUUUUUCCUUUUGCCAUAGGUUUUUUUUAAACCAACAGGCCAUUUUUGUACGAAGGGAGUACAUUUUUUAGAGGAAGAGUUUAUGCCAGGUUAAUCCAGCACCCGUUCUUGUUAAACUUUGGCACCAGUUGUAUUUAUUGUUUAUUUUUAAAGUUUAUACAUCAUGGAAUAUUGAUGAAAGAGUUUUAUUUAACA